This is a messenger RNA of Haliotis rufescens (red abalone), 744 nucleotides long. Its product is annotated as endosialin-like. The transcript has a single exon. Bases 1 to 744 code for a protein of 247 amino acids. NCBI's taxonomy places the organism in Eukaryota, Metazoa, Mollusca, Gastropoda, Lepetellida, Haliotidae. The record is from RefSeq and is a predicted model, not a curated record.
AUGCCGCCAGCCUCACUUGCCACCAGCCUCAGUUGCCGCCAGCCUCAGAUGCCACCAGCCUCAGUUUCCACCAGCCUCAGUUGCCGCGAGCCUCAGUUGCCACCAGCCUCAGUUGCCACCAGCCUCAGUUCUCACCAACCACAUCUGCGACCUGCCUCACUUGCCACCAGCCUCGGUUGCCACAAGCCUCAGAUGCCGCCAGCCUCAGUUGCCACAAGCCUCAGUUGCCGCCAGCCUCAAAUGCCGCCAGCCUCAGUUUCCACCAGCCUCAGUCGCCGCGAGCCUCAGUUGCCACCAGCCUCAGUUGCCACCAGCCUCAGUUCUCACCAACCACAUCUGCAACCUGCCUCACUUGCCACCAGCCUCGGUUGCCACAAGCCUCAGUUGCCGCCAGCCUCAGUUGCCACAAGCCUCAGUUGCCGCCAGCCUCAGUUGGCACCAGCCUCAGUUGCCACCGGCCUCAGAUUCCACCCGCCUCGGUUUCCACCAGCCUCGGUUUCCAGCCUGUCUCAUUUGGCACCAGCCUCAGUUGCCACCAGCCUCAGAUGCCACCAGCUUCACUUGCCACCAGCUUCACUUGCCACCGGCCUCGGUUGCCCCAAGCCUCGGUUUCGAGCCUGUCUCAGAUGCCACCAGCCCCGGUUGCCCCAAGCCUCGGUUUCGAGCCUGUCUCAGAUGCCACCAGCUUCAGUUGCCAACAGCCUCGGUUUCCAGCCUGUCUCAGAUGCCACCAGCCUCAGUUGA